Messenger RNA from Purpureocillium lilacinum, 2103 nucleotides. RefSeq lists its product as uncharacterized. NCBI's taxonomy places the organism in Eukaryota, Fungi, Ascomycota, Sordariomycetes, Hypocreales, Ophiocordycipitaceae. Gene Ontology annotation, molecular function: protein binding; chromatin binding. Gene Ontology annotation, biological process: mitotic sister chromatid cohesion. The record is from RefSeq and is a predicted model, not a curated record. Gene Ontology annotation, cellular component: mitotic cohesin complex.
AUGUUUUACAGCCACGAGAUCCUUUGCAACAGCCAGUAUGGCGUCGCGACGAUCUGGCUUGCCGCAACGGUGGCCAAGGGCAACGCGGUUGGCAAAGGCGGCCUGCGCCCUUUGACCAGAAAGGCCGUGCAAGAAGUCAACGUCCCCAAAGCGUGCGCGACCAUCAUCGACCCGGGAGCGCCCCUUGCGCUGCGUCUGCAGAGCAGUCUUCUCUUUGGAGUCUCGCGCGUGUUUGCCCAGCAGUGCACCUACGUCCUCUCCGACGCCGAGAAGAUUCAGUCCGACAUGAUGACCUUCUUCCGCGUCCUCCAGACCAGCGAGCUUGACCCGCAGGCUGGCAAGACAAAGCGCCACAACAUCGUGCUCGAGGACGACCCAUCCUUUGACCUCUUCAAUGCACUGCCCAACUUGGACUUUCUUCGCGGAAGCGUGGAUAAUCUCUUUGGAGUGCCCAGCCAAGGAUCCACGAACAAGUACUCGCAGAUGACUCCGCGCCGUCAGAGCCAGUCCAGCCUGUCGUCACUCAGCAACCCGGCUCUGCUGCCGUUCGACCUCCCAUCCUCUCUCUGCGCCGGCAGCUUUCAUCUUCCCUCCGAGUUUGGACAUCAAGAUUCGCCUCUGGCAGGCAAAAGUCGCGAGCAAGACAACAUGCCAGAAUUCAUGCCCUUCGGAGACGACGACUUGGACCCCAUCCCCAAUGUCAGCCUCGAUUUCGACGGCGAUGGCAACCUCCUAGGUAUCUUUGACCAAGAGCCCGAGCUACCUCCUCUUCCUGAAUUUCCAGGAGACGAGUUGCAGCUAGAUCAAGGCAACGCGGGUGUAGUUGGCGAACCCGAGGUGCAACCACUUCCCGCAGCCGGAGGCGACCCGGAGUUCGGCAUGGGUGAAGGCGCACUCCCAAACGACGGGCCGUCCGUUGCGCGUCUGGCAACCGAACAACCCACCGAAUCAUAUGCCAAAACGUCUCAGACCACUGAGACUGAGGAGGUAUCUGCCCACAACCGACACAUUCGACGAAAACCCUUCUCAAUGAUCGACAAAACCGCCCACAUUCCUCGACAGGACAUUCGCAACUGGGAUGCCAACUACGCGGAGACCAUGGGACGCGAAACGAGCCGCAAACGCCAGAGGACAGUCAACCAGACCCAGGCCAGAAAGAACGCCCUUGCCUUGAUCUACGGCAAUAGAAUUGCCAACGUCGGUCUCGUCCAGGGCAUAUAUGGCAUCACUCACCCUUUGGCGGAGGAGUUCGCUGGCCGCACGCUCGAAGCUCACCUUCACGGACUCGAUCCCUCGGACCUUGAGCCCGAUGCAGUCAAGCAGAGAGGCCGCCGACGCAAGUCGCCUGAGGCCUUUGUCGAGGAGACCGCCGAGGAGGAAGGACAUCGCAACGUUCGUCCACGCAUUGAAGAAGACGCCGAGCUGGGCCGCGGUAACAUGAACGACGACGGCGAGGCGAUGAUCUUUGCCGAUGACACCGCCCCUGAGAUGGGCCUCGACCCGGCUGUGCCCUUGGAAGAGCGCCAUUCUUCCUCGAUCAUGCCGUGGCUUCGUUCUGCCUCGGUCGCCCACGGCCAUGGAAGCACUCAGAAGCCCGCGCCCUCUCCCAGCCCUCUGCACGGCCGCGGCAGCGUCCUCGGCUCCAUCGAGCGACGCAGCGAUCCAGCCGAGCAUCCCUUCGGGCCCGCUGGUAUGGGCUCGGCGGACUCGUCCAUCGACUUUCGUGGCGACAUCAGUGCCCUCGACUUCAACCGCGGCAACGACACUCAGGCGUCGCACGCCGACGGCCUCGACAUUGCAAGCCAGGAGUUCCUGACUUACGCCACCGCGCAGGCCGUGGAGAAGGGCACAACCCGGGAUGCAGACAACGACGACGGCAGUGACGACGAGCGACGCUGGGUUUCGUUCGAAGACCUCGCACGCCCGGGCUCGCACAGCAAGGGCAUCGCCGCGCAGGCAUUCCUCCACGUGCUCUCACUGGCCACCAAGGGUGUCGUGGCGGUGCAGCAGGACGGCACGGAGGAGAAGCAGCCGUUUGGGACCAUUCAUAUUGGCGUUCCAGUCCAGCGAGCGAGGGAAGAGUCUCUCGACGAGCUCCUCUAA